CCUGUGGUUUAGGCUCAUCUUCUUGGACUUUUAUCUUCAUGUAUUAUAGAGACUCCUCAUAAAAUAUCUAGCACCAACCUUGUACAGAGAAUGGUAGAUUAUGUUGUGGAGCCUGGAAGCAGGAUGUGAUAUUUCCUCAACUUGGAGAUACCUCUAGACCUUUGAGAUCAGAAGCAGUGUUAUCUCUCCUUUGCUUUCUAGAUUUCACAAGGAGCAAGGGCAGACUCAAUGUUGGAGAAUACUGUAGUGCCACUGAAUUUUAUCUCCUUGUCUUUCCCAGCUCCCAAGAACUACGCCAGAUCCUUUUUGCCACCUUCUUGUUCCUUUACUGAGUGGCAUUAAUGGGAAACUUGGUCAUCAUCGUGAUUGUCUGUGUUGAUAAGCGUCUGCAGUCCCCCAUGUACUUCUUCUUCAGCCACCUCUCUGUCCUGGAGAUCCUGACCACAUCCAUUGUUGUUCCUGUGAUGCUGUGGGGGCUGCUGCUCCCUGGGAUGCAGACAAUAUCACUGACUGCCUGUGUGGCUCAACUCUUCUUGUACCUCGCUUUGGGGAUCACAGAGUUUGCAUUAUUAGGAGCCAUGGCUGUGGACCGUUACGUGGCUGUCUGUAACCUUCUGAGGUACAACCUCAUCAUGAACAGCCACACUUGCACCUGGAUGGUGACUGUGUUGUGGGUGAUUGGGUUCCUUUUUCAGAUCUGGCCUGUCUAUGCCACAUUUCAGUUUACCUUCUGCAAAUCCAACGUGGUGAACAAUUUUUUCUGUGACAGAGGGCAGUUGCUGAAACUAUCCUGUGAUGACACUCUGUUCACAGAGUUCCUCCUCUUCUUAAUAGCUGUUUUCAUUAUGGUUGGCUCUUUGAUCCCUACAAUUGUCUCCUACACCUACAUCAUCUCCACCAUCCUCAAGAUCCCCUCACCCUGUGGCUGGAGGAAAGCCUUCUCCACCUGUGCUUCCCACUUCACCUUUGUCGUCAUUGGCUAUGGCACUUGCUUCUUCCUCUACAUGAAACCCAAGCAAACGCAGGCAGCUCAGUCCAACAGGGUUGUUUCCCUGAUGGUCGUGGUGGUGACUCCUUUCCUCAACCCUUUCAUCUUCACCUUCCGGAAUGACAAAGUCAUAGAAGUCCUGCGGGAUGGGGUGAAAUGCUGCUGCCACCUAUUCAGGAACUAGCCCUGCCCUAAGGCAGUUUUCUGAAGGAAAACAGUUGUUAUGGAUUCUGAAGUGAUUUGGAAAGCACCUACUCAUCUUUAAACUAAUCAUAAUCAAGUUCUGUCUAUAUACAUGUAUGCGUAUAAUCUGUAUGUGCGUGUAUGUACAUUUUAUACUCUCUAUAAUCUUCUCUAGUCAUAGUACAUCUCACAAUUGUUGUUGUUGGUUGCCAUUGAGUCAACUCUGACUCAUGGCAACCUUGUGUAUAACAGAAUGAAAUGUUG
This is a messenger RNA of Trichechus manatus latirostris (Florida manatee), 1435 nucleotides long. Its product is annotated as olfactory receptor 9A4. Gene Ontology annotation, cellular component: membrane. Gene Ontology annotation, molecular function: G protein-coupled receptor activity; olfactory receptor activity. Gene Ontology annotation, biological process: G protein-coupled receptor signaling pathway. NCBI's taxonomy places the organism in Eukaryota, Metazoa, Chordata, Mammalia, Sirenia, Trichechidae. The record is from RefSeq and is a predicted model, not a curated record. The transcript has a single exon. The coding region runs from base 342 to 1172 and encodes 276 amino acids.